AUGCCCGCCCAGAAGAUGACUACAAAGCCGGAGGAGGUUGGCGAGUCCUCAACAUCUGCUGCGAAGAAGGCGCUGACGGCGGCGUCAAACGGUGUCCCCAAUUAUGAGCUUCCUUGGGUCGAAAAAUACCGUCCCGUCUUCCUCGAUGAUGUUGUCGGAAACACCGAGACGAUUGAUCGGCUAAAAAUCAUUGCGAAGGAGGGAAACAUGCCGCACGUCAUCAUUUCCGGCAUGCCUGGUAUCGGAAAAACCACAAGUGUGCUCUGCCUUGCGAGGCAACUACUGGGAGAUUCCUACAAGGAGGCUGUUCUAGAACUCAAUGCCAGUGACGAGAGAGGUAUCGAUGUCGUCCGCAAUCGCAUCAAGGGUUUUGCCCAGAAGAAGGUCACCCUGCCCCAGGGCCGGCACAAGCUCGUGAUCCUAGAUGAGGCCGACAGUAUGACCUCAGGCGCCCAGCAGGCCCUCCGCCGAACGAUGGAGAUUUACUCCAACACGACGCGCUUCGCCUUCGCCUGUAAUCAGUCCAACAAGAUCAUCGAGCCACUGCAAUCGCGAUGCGCCAUUCUCCGAUACGCCCGGCUCACGGACGAGCAGGUGGUCAAGCGUCUGAUGCAGAUCAUUGAGGCCGAGAAGGUGGAAUACAGCGACGACGGGCUGGCUGCGCUCGUCUUCAGCGCCGAGGGCGACAUGCGACAGGCCAUCAACAACUUGCAGUCGACCUUUGCCGGCUUUGGCUUCGUGUCGGGCGACAACGUCUUCAAAGUGGUGGACUCACCACACCCCAUCAAAGUCCAGGCCAUGCUCAAGGCGUGCUACGAGGGCAACGUGGACUCGGCGCUCGACAGCCUGCGCGAGCUAUGGGACCUGGGAUACUCGAGUCACGACAUCAUCAGCACCAUGUUCAAGGUUACCAAGACGAUCCCGACGCUGAGCGAGCACUCGAAGCUAGAGUUCAUCAAGGAGAUUGGCUUCACGCAUAUGAAGAUUCUGGAGGGAGUGCAGACGCUGUUGCAGUUAAGCGGUUGCGUCGCGAGGCUGUGCAAAAUCAACAUGGAUCCGAAGAAGUUUGAAGUGGUUUCAAGAUGA
This is a messenger RNA of Colletotrichum higginsianum IMI 349063, 1086 nucleotides long. RefSeq names its product Replication factor C subunit 4. Lineage: Eukaryota; Fungi; Ascomycota; Sordariomycetes; Glomerellales; Glomerellaceae. Gene Ontology annotation, biological process: DNA repair; DNA-templated DNA replication. The coding region runs from base 1 to 1086 and encodes 361 amino acids. Gene Ontology annotation, cellular component: DNA replication factor C complex; Elg1 RFC-like complex; nucleus. The record is from RefSeq and is a predicted model, not a curated record. The transcript has 3 exons. Gene Ontology annotation, molecular function: ATP hydrolysis activity; DNA clamp loader activity; ATP binding.